Molecule: messenger RNA, 2760 nt
Organism: Aspergillus affinis
Lineage: Eukaryota; Fungi; Ascomycota; Eurotiomycetes; Eurotiales; Aspergillaceae
Product: putative PHD finger and SET domain protein
Exons: 1
Coding region: 1-2760 (919 amino acids)
Molecular function (GO): protein binding
Source: RefSeq, a predicted model, not a curated record
AUGACAGAUACCUCCCCAGUCGCCACCACGCAACCAAUCACGGAGCCAUAUCCGGUCACCGUCCCUCUGAACUCGCCGGUCGUCAACGGCGCCGUUUCCGACUCCGCCGCUCCUGAGGAGGAGGAGCCGUAUACCAUCAAAUGUAUCUGCUCUUUUGAAGAUGACGAUGGGAACACGGUCUUCUGCGAGGGAUGCGAGACCUGGCAGCAUAUCGAGUGCUACUACCACGGUCAGGACGUGCCAGAGGUCCACAACUGCGCAGAUUGUGAACCCCGUUCGCUGGACGGCCGGCGCGCUACGGAGCGGCAACGACGCCUUAGAGAGCAGAGUGAUGGCGGUGACCGCAAAGCCAAACGUUCUGGCGCAAAGGCUCAGAAGAAGAAACCGAAGGAGCAUGGUGACCAGGUGAAUGGUUUUCACAACCGAUCCGAGUCUGGUUCCCGAGACCAUCAUCCCUCUAAAAAGACCAAAACCAACCAUCGCGCCUCGGGCUCGAUCAGCUCAAUGUCCGGCCUUCCCUCCCUCCAGCCAGACGCCCGGAAGCGUUCUGCUACCUCGAUGAGCCCUACUAAACCGUCCGGGCCUUCAAUCCCCCUCUAUUCAAAUGAGUUUCUUCACCUGUAUGAACGUGACCAGGGGCAUGCCAACAUGGACAGUAAUCUCUUUGUCAACCUCCCCCUUGCUGCCGACUUGGCGUCGUGGGUGACGGAGCCCAGUGCGCUGGCUCGUGUCGCGAACGGUCGGUCGGCGCAGGACAUCUUCACCUGGUCGGGGGCUGACAUUGACCGGUCUCGAUGGCCGUCGCUGUCUACAGAAUCCAUUACCGAUUCCCUCGUUGAAGUGGAUGGCAAACACCCGACCUGGAAGAUCCUCAAGACAGAAAAUCGCGUGUCCAAGGACGAGAUCGUCGGAGAGAUCACAGGAAAGAUAGGACUGCUUCGGGAUUAUUGCCUAGAUCCAAGUAAUCGUUGGCAAGAACUCCGACACCCGGAGCCGUUCGUCUUCUUCCAUCCUCAACUCCCCAUUUACAUCGACAGUCGACAUGAGGGUAGCAUUCUUCGCUACGUUCGGCGCUCCUGUCGACCUAAUGUGACCAUGAAAACUUACAUCACUAAUGAGGUGGAGUAUCAUUUCUGUUUUGUCGCCAAGGAGGACAUCGCUGCCGAUUCGGAGAUCACCGCCAUGUGGUACUUAGACCCACAACUCUUCGAGUCCACGAAUGGUGUUGUCAAACAGGAGUCCAGUGACAAUUCGCAAGACCUGGCCGCCAUCUGCAUUAGCAAUGUGCUGGCUCAUUUUGGCGGAUGCGCUUGUAACACAUCGAUGCCCUGCCUGUUGUCCAGCGUGGAUCGCCGACGGUACCCCAAAGCAUUGGAUCCCAGCGCCAAACAAGCCGCCGCUGCCAGGCGCAAGAAAACGAAAAGCAAGUCCAACAUCUCACCGCCGGCCACGAACAGCCGUGCUGGCAGUGAGACCACAAAGAACGUGGAAGAAGAGGAUCCGGCCGAAAGCCGCUCGGCGUCCGGCUCUGCACGAGGUCACACCCAGAGUCGCGAUCUGACGCCGACUUUGCAGACCCCUACGGAAGGGAAUGGCUUUGGGGACACGGAGCUGUCUGCACGUGAGAAGCGGAAGAUCGCGGCGGCCGAGAAAAAGUUCCAACAAUUGGAGCAUGAUCAGCAAACGUCGCACAAACGGAAGAAGCGUGCCAGCGGCCCAACCACUCAGACGACACCUGGGUCUCACGACCGACAAUCCCACUCGCCUCCGCUGACCACUUCAACCGGGCUGACGUCCCUGGCACGUCACGGAUCGCCACGGAAAACAUCUGGACAAAGCAAUCCCCCAAUGCGCUCGCCCAGUGGUCGCCAGCCGUACGUGGACUCUGCCAUCCAAACCGAGCCGGACAUUAGCGAUGGACGAUCUCUGCCUUCACUGUCAUCCCCUCGACGACCCAGCUUCGUGUCGCUCACCCAGCGACUGCUGAAGCGGUGCUAUUCGGAUCGUGUACGGCUGGAACAAAGUCAGCAAUCACCCAUAUCGCCUUCUCAGCAGAAUCUCAUCCCACAUCUUGCCUCACCCUCUUCGAGUCCCCAUGGAGCGCCUCCCACUGCCACAACCCCCAGUGUGUCCGGUGAGAAGGAAGACGUGGAGAUGAAAGAUGUGGAUUCGCCUCUGGGACUGUCUCCAGCGCAGCAACAACCACGCGAUGUAGAAUCUUCGCCAUUGUCAAGCCGAAGCUCUGUCAAACCUCCGUUGCCGCCUCCGUGGCCCUCAACAGCGGCCCACAAUGCGCGACUACCUGGAAGCAGCAGGGUUGGUGGUCAGGCUGAUGCUCAGGGCCCUGCAACCGUGCCAUCCACGGGUCCAAACUCGGCCGCCCCAUCGGUUCUCUCAUCCCCACCUACCUUGGACCCUCCUCAACACAACGCGGCGGCUCCUGGCUCUGGCGUAACGGCACCCAGCCCCGCGAAGAAGAAGCUCAGCCUAGGCGAUUAUUUGAUCCGAAGAGGAACUCUGACAACGCCGACCUCUGAGAAGCCUCCUACUCCGGUCACCGCGAUGCCGCCGCCGAAUUCGCCACCUAGUCAUCCCCCGGUGAAUCACGAAGCUGCAACGACUCCUGUGGAAAUUCCACGUGCUAAGGAUGAGACGACGAGUUAUGGAGGUACAGCCAAACCUGACGCUAGUUCUCCGGAUGUCGCCAUGAAGGAUGUUCCCGAGUUGACACGUCCGUCACAACUUCCACCUCUUUCAUAA